AUGUCGCGUGCCGACAUUCCCGGCAGCAAUUUCAGCAUCGCUGAUCGCUCUGUCGAUGACCGAUUUGCGGAGCUCACAGUAGUCGCCUGUUUCAUCGGCAUUGCUUGGUAUAAUGCAUUGGAAUUGAUUGUUCUGUGCUUCACCACCUUCAAGAGAUAUGGCGGGUGCUAUUUUUGGUGUCUCCUCAUCUCCUCCUUCAGUAUCAUCCCCUUUGGGCUCGGUUACAUCCUCAUCUUCUUCGACAUAUACACCAACUUGUUCCCCGUGGCGAUGGAGCUAGUCGCUUGGGUCGGGAUGGUCACAGGCCAGUCUCUGGUCCUCUGGUCUCGGUUGCAUCUUGUUUGUCACAGUCCAACCGUCCUUCGCGCCACUCUCGCCAUGAUUAUCGUCGACGCGAUCAUCCUACACCUUACCGGAAUCGUCCUCGAGCUUGGCAGCCACUCGAACAAAUCAUACCUCUUCAUCCGCGGAUUUAACAUCUUCGAGCGCAUCCAAUUGGUCGGUUUCUCCAUACAAGAAAUCAUUCUCUCUAUAAUUUACUCUUGGGAAGCUGUGCGACUGCUGAAUCUCCGCCCAAGAGGCCGUUUUCGAGGCACUUUGGUCCAACUCCUGAUCGUGAACAUAGCCAUGAUUAUCAUGGAUGCCGCCGUUAUCGGAGUACAGUACUCGGGCCUUUUCGAAAUCCAUGUCGCUCUCAAGGCAAUGGUCUACAGCGUGAAGCUCAAACUGGAAUAUGCGAUCCUAGGCAAACUGGUGGGCAUCACCGAGAGCAACGGCAGUAACUCGGCCCCCACCGACCUGUCGAAUUUCGUGGAUCUUUCAUUCCAUAAUGCUGGCACACCGCAGCCGGAUAGCGACAGAACUACGGAGAAUCCAGAGUAUCGUAUGCGAACGACCUCCAAGGGCUCGUCCACGGACCCACUAAGAGGGGAUCUUUCCGAUGCCCAGAGCCCGAGUUCGAGAAUUCCGGACUCCUGA
Penicillium coprophilum is the source of this 978-nucleotide messenger RNA. RefSeq lists its product as uncharacterized. The record is from RefSeq and is a predicted model, not a curated record. The transcript has a single exon. Bases 1 to 978 code for a protein of 325 amino acids. NCBI's taxonomy places the organism in Eukaryota, Fungi, Ascomycota, Eurotiomycetes, Eurotiales, Aspergillaceae.